Molecule: messenger RNA, 1272 nt
Organism: Rhododendron vialii
Lineage: Eukaryota; Viridiplantae; Streptophyta; Magnoliopsida; Ericales; Ericaceae
Exons: 1
Coding region: 1-1272 (423 amino acids)
Molecular function (GO): protein binding
Source: RefSeq, a predicted model, not a curated record
AUGGCUUCUUCCUUCUCUGAUUGGGCAUGGCUUCCAAGAAACCUCCUCCUUUCCAUUCUAGAAAAAAUUGAUCAGUUCUCGGACUAUGUACGGUUUAGUGGCGUUUGUCGACAAUGGCGUCGCUAUGCCCUCGACCAGGUUACUGAUGAUUACAAGCAGAGGUUACGCAUCUUCAAAUCGUGUCAUAAUAAACUCCCUGUGUUGAUGAUGGACACAAAAGAAAACAGUGAACCAGCUAAGCGACUUUUGUUUAGUCUUACCAGAGAAAUUACGUACUCAGUGGAUUUGCCAUUGCCUUGUACAAGGAGGUUUAUAGGAUCUGCCUUUGGAUGGUUAUUAGCUAUAGAAAGAAGCACCAUGGUCAUAACCCUCUUAAACCCCUUUACUGGUGGAGCCGUUUCUCUCCCGCCUUUGAAAGAUCCUUAUGGUCUCUAUGAAGGUUACAUCGAUGAUGAUGAUCCAGAGGACUUUAUUAGGAAGGCAAUCCUAUCAUCCGAUCCAUCUCUAAGCCCAAACAACUACGAGGUUGUGGUUAUCUAUGAUGGUAUGUGUCGAUUAGCUAUGUUCAAAUCUGGACAAGAGUCAUGGAAUUUUAUUGAUAGACGUGAUUACUCAUGCUCAUGUUUUGAUGUUAUUUAUCAUCACAAAGGUCAAAUUUAUGGCGUUGACAGAAUGAGUAACCUAGUGAAAAUUGACUUUGCUAGCGGUACAGAAAUAGCUUUAACCAAACAAGUAAAACCUUCGAUUGAUAUGGCUGACACCGUUUAUCUUGUUCAAUCACAAGAGGGUGAUCUACUACACGUACAAAGGCAUUGGAGGGGGCCUCCUGAUGGUGAUCAGACAGAGAAAACUUCAAGAAUUGCUGUUUUUAAGAUGCUACAACAUCCAACUGGGGAGGCAGAGGCAACAUGGGUUCCUAUUAAUCGCUUAGGGAACCAAGCCUUAUUUGUAGGCGACAAUCAUUCUCUAUCGGUUUCAACAUUAGAGUUUCCCAAGUGCCUACCUAACUGCAUAUACUACACGCAACACUUCCAUUCCGACUGUCCAGGUUAUGUGCCCAAGGGGAUCGAUGAGGACAUGGGUAUCUUCAAUGUGGAGGAAGAAAGCUUUCAAUCGUGUUGCAUACCAGAUCCUCAUCUUGGAAACAACGUUCUGCCUCUAAUCUGGUUUGUGCCAAAUAUGAGAGGAACAGUUUCUUCGUGUUUUCAAUCUACUUCUUGUAAUAGUAGUGGGUUGAUGCAGUCAGAAUUUGGAAAAAUUAAAAUUAUUUAA